Molecule: messenger RNA, 863 nt
Organism: Trichechus manatus latirostris (Florida manatee)
Lineage: Eukaryota; Metazoa; Chordata; Mammalia; Sirenia; Trichechidae
Product: trace amine-associated receptor 4-like
Exons: 1
Coding region: 134-736 (200 amino acids)
Biological process (GO): behavioral fear response; chemosensory behavior; G protein-coupled receptor signaling pathway
Cellular component (GO): membrane
Molecular function (GO): 2-phenylethylamine receptor activity; trace-amine receptor activity
Source: RefSeq, a predicted model, not a curated record
AUCAAUUGCCCUAGAUCAGAUUCUGACCCAUGAUGACCACAUGUGUUACAGAGUAGAAUUGUUUCACAGGGUGUUCUUGAUUGUAAUCUUUACAGAAGCAGAUCACUAGGCCUUUCUUCCAUAGAUCCUCUCUAUGGCCACCACCGACUUUUUGCUGAGCUGUGUCGUCAUGCCCUUCAGUAUGAUCAGGUCCAUUGAGUCCUGCUGGUACUUUGGAGACCUCUUUUGCAAAGUCCACAGCUGUUGCGACAUCAUGCUCUGCACCACCUCCAUUUUUCAUCUCUGCUUCAUCUCAGUUGACAGCUACUAUGCUGUUUGUGACCCAUUGCAUUAUGUCACCAAAAUUACCAUCCCUGUCAUAGUGGUCUUUCUAUUUAUCAGUUGGUCCUUCCCAAUCUUUUUUGCUUUUGACCUGGUAUUCUCAGAAUUAAACGUAAUUGGUGCAGAAGAUUUUGUUGCAGCCAAAGACUGCACAGGUUUGUGUGUGCUGAUAUUUAACAAGCUCUGGGGCAUGCUGGCCUACUUUGUAGCAUUCUUUCUCCCUGGCAUAGUAAUGGUAGGCAUUUACGUACACAUUUUCACAGUAGCCAGGAAGCAUGCUCAGCAUAUUGGCAUGGGUCCUAAGAUGAAUCAGCCUGGGUCAGAAAGCAAAAUAAAGACCUCAUCCAAAAAAGAAAGCAAGGCCACCAAGACAGAACUAGUGGAGAGGUUUAUGGUCACUGUUGCCUCUGAAUAGCUACUGCCUCUCAGGGUCCUUAGCCAGAGAUCUGGUGGUAAAUCUGUGGCCACUGUGGGUCAGUAGUGCCAUUGCCAGGAGGAAGAGCCUGGCGCAGGGAAGAAAAGGAUGAAACCAAGCUGGAACC